UAGAGCUAACGAUAGAGCUCAAUUCUCUCUUAACCUAUUUCUCACUCUGUAUUUUCAAACUUUGCCGAGCUCCAUAUUUCUCACUCACACAGAGAAAGUAAGAUGAGUCUCCUUCGAAUUCAACCCUCUUUGUCUUUGCACAACCAAACCCUCUCUCUCUCUUUCUCAUCUUCCCUUUCCUAUUCCUCUUCAGUCCUCUUCAAGCACUCUACUAUCACCCACGGUCACACGCAGAGCCUGUGCUUCUACCACCCUCGCCUCUCGGUGGUCACGACGUGUUCCAUCUCCAAGAUACACAGCUACGGCACCGUCGACUACGAGCGCCGCCCCAUCGUGGGCUGGAACGACGUCUACCGCAGGAUAUCGCUCAAUCCAAACCCCCAAGUGGGGUCCGCAGAGGUGCUCAACCAGUGGGAGAACGAAGGGAGACACCUCACCAAAUGGGAGCUUUCAAGAGUCGUUAAGGAGUUGAGGAAGUACAAGAGAUUUCGAAGAGCCCUUGAGGUAUAUGAUUGGAUGAACAAUAGACCAGAGCGGUUUAGAGUUUCUGAGAGUGAUGCAGCAAUUCAGUUAGAUUUAAUAGCAAAAGUUCGUGGACUUUCUAGUGCAGAAGCAUUCUUUCUGAGUCUGGAAGAUAAGUUAAAAGAUAAGAAGACUUAUGGUGCCCUGUUGAAUGUAUAUGUGCAUUCUAGAUCGAAGGAAAAGGCAGAAUCUUUAUUUGAUACAAUGAGGAGUAAAGGGUAUGUAAUACAUGCACUACCAUUUAAUGUAAUGAUGACUCUGUACAUGAACCUUAAUGAAUAUGCUAAAGUUGAUAUCUUGGCUUCUGAAAUGAUGGAAAAAAACAUACAGCUAGAUAUCUAUACAUAUAAUAUCUGGUUAUCUUCGUGUGGAUCUCAAGGAUCAGUAGAAAAGAUGGAACAAGUGUUUGAACAAAUGGAAAAGGAUCCUUCCAUUAUCCCUAACUGGUCUACAUUCAGCACAAUGGCUUCAAUGUACAUUAGGAUGGAUCAGAAUGAAAAAGCAGAAGAGUGCUUAAGAAAGGUUGAGGGUAGAAUUAAAGGUCGAGAUAGAAUACCUUUUCAUUAUCUUCUGAGUUUAUAUGGAAGUGUUGGAAAGAAAGACGAAGUGUGUCGUGUGUGGAAUACAUACAAAUCAAUUUUUCCAAGUAUACCAAACUUGGGAUACCAUGCUAUUAUUUCUUCUCUGGUUAAAUUGGAUGAUAUUGAGGUUGCAGAAAAACUCUAUGAGGAAUGGAUUUCAGUAAAGUCAAGUUAUGAUCCUAGAAUUGGAAACCUUCUCAUAGGCUGGUAUGUUAAGAAAGGCGACACAGAUAAAGCUUUGAGUUUCUUUGAGCAGAUGUUGAAUGAUGGUUGCAUUCCAAAUUCAAAUACAUGGGAGAUUCUUUCUGAGGGCCACAUUGCAGAUAAGAGGAUUUCUGAAGCCAUGUCCUGCUUGAAAGAAGCUUUUAUGGCUGCUGGUGGUUCAAAGAGUUGGAGACCAAAGCCCUCAUACUUGUCUGCAUUCCUUGAGCUUUGUCAAGAGCAAGAUGACAUGGAAAGUGCUGAGGUUUUAAUUGGACUUCUGAGGCAGUCAAAAUUUAAUAAAAGUAAAGUUUAUGCAUCUCUCAUUGGCUCAUCUGAUGAAUUGCCAAAGAUUGAUACAGCUGAUAGAACUGAUGAUGCUGUUGACAGUGAAAACAUGGAUAAUGACUUGUUGAACCAACUCGGUAGUAGCUCUUGAUACUUCAUUUCUUUUUCUUUCUACUAGUGGAAAAUGAUUUGCUAGAACAUACAGGGGAAUUUUCGUCAAAUAUGAUCUCAUUAGAGUUUCUUGGAUUCUAUGUCUCAUCAUAAGAGUUAGAAAGUGGUAGCUGCUUUCGGAAUAUUUAUGCUACAAUGGUAUGUGAUUUUUUUCUUUUCAUACGAAUUGAUGUUGAUAUAUGUGAUCUGUGGUCAUCCUUGAAAGUGGUAGCUGCUUUGGAAUAUUUAUGUCACAAUGGUAUGUGAUAUUUUGCUUUUCAUACGAAUUGAUGUUGAUAUACGUGAUCUGUGGUCAUCCUUGUGUACGAUUUGUAUGACUUGUCUUUUUAAAUGUGAGUGUGUUUUGUGUUUAAACUAUAGUAUUUUAGGUUCAAUAUAAUGAGGACAUGAAUGAUG
Molecule: messenger RNA, 2159 nt
Organism: Glycine soja
Lineage: Eukaryota; Viridiplantae; Streptophyta; Magnoliopsida; Fabales; Fabaceae
Product: pentatricopeptide repeat-containing protein At1g02150-like
Exons: 2
Coding region: 103-1743 (546 amino acids)
Cellular component (GO): mitochondrion
Molecular function (GO): protein binding
Source: RefSeq, a predicted model, not a curated record